This is a messenger RNA of Magnolia sinica, 694 nucleotides long. RefSeq names its product non-classical arabinogalactan protein 31-like. The transcript has 2 exons. The record is from RefSeq and is a predicted model, not a curated record. Lineage: Eukaryota; Viridiplantae; Streptophyta; Magnoliopsida; Magnoliales; Magnoliaceae. The coding region runs from base 34 to 582 and encodes 182 amino acids.
UCUUCUCACAGAGAGAGAGAGAGAGAGAGAGAGAUGGCCUUCUUUUCCAUGACAUUAGUGGUCAAGGGUCUUUUCGUAAUUUAUGUCAUUUUAAUGGUGGGCCCCAUUGGUUCGAAUGGCAGUGAAUAUGCUCGUGGUGGGGUAGAAGAAGAGGGUCUUGAGAACGUGACGCGGCCCACAAGAAAACUUGUUGCUGUGGAAGGUGUCAUCUAUUGCAAAUCAUGCAAGUUCCAAGGGGUGAACACCUUUCUGGGUGCUUCCCCACUUUCUGGUGGGGUGGCAAGGUUGCAGUGCAACAACAGCAAGAGAGCAGUAACAGCAGAGGGAAAAACGGACAAGAACGGCUACUUCUUCAUACAUACUCCGAACGUGACCAGCUACGGCGUCCACAAGUGCAAGGUCUAUUUGGGAUCUUCACCAUUAGAGACGUGCAAGAAUGCAACGGAUCUUAACGGUGGGGUGACAGGUGCAACGCUGAAGUUCCACAAGGUUCUGGAGGGACCCACCCCUCUGGCCAUCUACUCUAGUGGGCCCUUUGCUUUUGCUCCGUCCAAUACAACCUCAUGCCCCCAUUCCCCUUAGAAAUAUUUAUGUAGGUAUGUGUGGCUGAGAGAGAGAGAGAGAGAGAGAGAGAGAGAGAGAGAGAGAGGGUGUAUGUGGUAAUAUGAUGGAAUAAAUUGGAAUUUAUGGUUUU